AUGGCUAACUUCGAUGAUGCUGGUCUUUAUUAUCAGGUACGACUCUACUCACCUGACGCAAAUUUCUUCUUGCAAAUUCUUUUUCAUUUUUCUUUGCAGGAGAGGUUCUUCGCUAACGAUGGAGUUCCUGAUGCGGGGCGUGAAAUGAUUGCAGAAUAUCGACAAAUAUGUGAGCAAUUCAGACGGUUCAUUAGAGAAUUCUCCACAGGUGGUAUUGGAGGACUAUAUUAUCGAUGCCGAAGCAAAGCUCCGCACGCACCCAGGAAAAUUCCUUCCUGCGAAGCUGCUCGAACGGUAGCUGAUGAACUCACAGCUCCUCGACCUGAAGGGGAAGAGGAGAUGAAGGAUAUCCAGAUCUCUUUGACACUGGACGAGUAUCCCACUUCAAUUCGUAGAGUCAAGAGUGCUCAAGUCUCACAAAUUGUCAAGAUUUGUGGUAUUAUUGUUGCUGCAUCUCAGGUUCGUGCUAAAGCCACCAAAAUAACCCUGCAGUGCCGAACUUGUCGUCAUACUAUCAGUGAUCAAGCACUAAAGCCUGGUUUGGAAGGUUUUCAACUUCCAAGGACAUGUGGAGCACCUCAGUCUGGACAACUUCAACGAUGCCCUGUUGACCCUUAUCACAUAGUGCCUGAUAAGUGUCAUUGUGUUGAUUAUCAAACCUUGAAGCUGCAAGAGAACCCUGAAGACGUGCCACAUGGGGAAAUGCCGCGACAUCUGCAGCUUUACUGUGACAGAUAUCUCACCGACAAGGUUGCUCCAGGAAACCGCGUUACACUUAUAGGAGUGUUUUCGAUUAAGAAGUUAUUCCAGAAGGUCGCAAAUUUGCAAAUUCUUAAUGCCUAAUG
This is a messenger RNA of Strongylus vulgaris, 845 nucleotides long. NCBI's taxonomy places the organism in Eukaryota, Metazoa, Nematoda, Chromadorea, Rhabditida, Strongylidae. The record is from the annotation of a GenBank genome assembly.